Cucurbita pepo subsp. pepo (vegetable marrow) is the source of this 2069-nucleotide messenger RNA. RefSeq lists its product as uncharacterized. NCBI's taxonomy places the organism in Eukaryota, Viridiplantae, Streptophyta, Magnoliopsida, Cucurbitales, Cucurbitaceae. The record is from RefSeq and is a predicted model, not a curated record.
ACUCUCUUUCAGGUAAUGCUAAAAUUCUCCUUCUUCUCUUUCAAUCCCGCUCCAUUUCCUUUGAUUCCUCUGAAUUCUUCCGUGUUAUGCACUCUCCUUCAUGAUUCCGAUUCGUAUAUCACUUUUCUUUUUAAUCGUUUUUCUUAUCUUAGCUGCCGUUGCUGAUUUGUAUGGAUUCGAUGGACUCGAUGGAAAAGGAUAAUCUGAACCUACGAAGUAAGCUGUCUGGUUUUAUUUCUGACGAUGAAAAUGAAGAAUCGAGAUGCCUUGGUACAAUCAGAAGUGAUGCUAACUUCAAUGGGCUCCAUGAAGAAUACAGUGCAGCUUCUGGAUUCCAUCAUUCCCAAUUUCCAGAUCCAUCUGUCUCCUCUCAUCCAAACCUUGCUGGAUCCUUCUCUGAUUCAAUUUCAUACACUGAUAUUGAUUGGUCAUUUGAUGGCUCCCGAUUGGGAUUAAGCUCUCAAAAGUGGUCUCACAGCAUUUAUGCUAAUCCCAAAAAUAAGACAAAUGCUUCUUUUAGUAUCAGAAGUCCAGAACUUGCCAGUAUUUGUAGAGUCCCAGCAAGAACUCACGAAGCUGAAGGCAUACAUAGAGUAACAAACAAUCAUAAUUUUCACUCCGCGGAAUGUGAGGACCAAAUCGAUCUUAACAUUACUGCAAUUUGCAGUGCACUCCAACCUCAUGGUUUAGAAGAACUAGAUGCUGAGGCUUUAGAUGUUGGAUGUCAGACAAAAGCCACCACGGCUGUUAACAAGGCAGAUAAGAUCUCAGGCUUUAAAGACAAUUCAGGGGACAUUCCUAACCUUACAACCUUUCCUCAGAACUCUGUAGGAGUAAGAUGUAGUAAUUUUAUUAAUUUUAGUUUGCACCAAUCAUCUGUAUUCCAACCAUCUAUUAUAGUUGGUGGGGAUAACCCUUUUCCCACGCCAAGCUUUACAGAUGAUUCAGGUCUUACUCCUGCAGUAGUACAGAGCGAUGAGGAUAUCCUCAACUCGCUUAAAAAUGCUCCUCCUCCCACGACAGAAUCUGUUAACAGCAAAAUUGAGCUAUCCUCACAAUGCUGGUUUACUGACUUAGAAUCUUGUUUGCUUAGAAGGGAUCAAAGUCAGCGGCCUUCUGAACAGAAAUCUCCUCCUGAUGUUAGGAACUUCGCAUCUGAAUUUCCAACAUUUGCUCCUUCCCUUGGGAUCUCUGCAACCAUCUCUGUUCCAGAUCAGUCAGUUGAGCUUGUUCAAUCUGCUGGCCCGUCUCAACCUCCCCAAAACGUUGGCAAUGCUCUCGCUUCUGUUUCAGGAAAUCAAGAUGCAAGAGAAUUUGGGACAGUUGAAGAUUCUGGUAUUGCUAAAUCAAAUCCUAAUCCACCAGUGUUCACUUCUUCCCCGGUCUCGGCAAAUACUGACAUAUCAUUUCAAGCCCAUCUUGCGCAGGUUCUAUCUGUCUCUGUCUCACCUGAUAUAACUUCACAUGUUGUAAUUCAACCUCAGAAAACCGAAAUUGACCCAAAUCAGGUUUACCAACCAAUCAUUAGUGAGAGCGUUCCACUUGUUUCUUCCAAGUUUGAAGAUCUACGAGAUCGUUCUUUCCGACGCUCAAGGACCUCACGUUGUUACAUAAAAUGCCGAGAUUUGGAUCAAACUCCCAAAUUAAGUGGAGAGAGAUGCUUCAUAUGUAAGAGGGAUCUUUCAUUCAAACCAGAAGGCUCACUUAUCCUUCCAAAAAUUCCACCAACUGUGGCAGUACUGCCAUGUAGCCACGUGUUUCAUGGCCUCUGUUUGGAACGCGUCACUCCUCAAAACCAAGCUGAAGAUCCUCCCUGUCUUCCGUGUGCUGUUGGCGACACUUGAUUUCUGCAAACCAUUGGGGUUAGUCACUCAUCACCUCUCAUUUAUUUUUCUCAGAUUGAAAUUCUUUAACAAGAAUAACUUGAGAUGGGUUUAACUUUGUAUAUACGUAGGCUAAUUAUCACUUAAUUUUUUGCUCUCAACUGCACUAAUUUUUCUCCCGGGUAAGAACAUUCUUUCAUUGCCAAUUCUCCAAGUACUCGGAUGUAUUCGGAUUUUCUCACUUUA